AUGCUCUUCGACGACAAAUCCACCAUGCUCUACGACGAGAAAUCGUCCAUCUCAUACACCUCCGCGAAAGACCUCGGCCCCGAGAUCUACUCCGUGGCCUCUUCAUCAUCAACUUCUCAAUCGCUUCCCUCAGAAUGGGCUCUCACCAAAACGAAAAAAUCCCUCUUCAAAUCCACGCUCUACAUCACUACCUCCUCGGGCACUCCGCAUCACGCGGUCUCGACCCAUUGUGGCCACUCGGGCGUCACAAUCCACACCACCAAUGACCAAGCCUCAGAGCCACUCAUCACCGCGAGGAGAUACCUCGGAGACUUCGACGUACGAAUGCCUUCGCACAACAUCAACUUGAAGGCCAGCGUACGCUGGCGCUUCACAACCCACCCCACAGUUCAAUGGGACAUGAUCAUGCCACACGGGGGCGUCGAGCAUUUCGAGUGGGCGAACUCGCGCGGCAGCUGGAAGUUGACUCGCCGGUCUGCCGCUGGCGAGGAGGAUGUCGUCGCCAAGUGGCAUUUCAGCUAUUGCUCGUCGCGGCUUUCGGGUGAUUUCGAGUGCGUGGGCGCGGGUGCGUCGGGUGAGCUGGGCGAGACGUUUCAGUAUGUGGCGGCGGCGAUCGCGUUGGCUAUUGGGAAGGUGGAUCGGGAUACGAAUAUGGCGGUGUUGGCGGGGACGAGCUCUUGA
This is a messenger RNA of Zasmidium cellare ATCC 36951, 681 nucleotides long. RefSeq lists its product as uncharacterized. NCBI's taxonomy places the organism in Eukaryota, Fungi, Ascomycota, Dothideomycetes, Mycosphaerellales, Mycosphaerellaceae. Bases 1 to 681 code for a protein of 226 amino acids. The transcript has a single exon. The record is from RefSeq and is a predicted model, not a curated record.